Molecule: messenger RNA, 1877 nt
Organism: Chinchilla lanigera (long-tailed chinchilla)
Lineage: Eukaryota; Metazoa; Chordata; Mammalia; Rodentia; Chinchillidae
Gene: Mrpl54
Product: mitochondrial ribosomal protein L54
Exons: 3
Coding region: 51-476 (141 amino acids)
Cellular component (GO): mitochondrial large ribosomal subunit
Molecular function (GO): structural constituent of ribosome
Source: RefSeq, a predicted model, not a curated record
GUGACGUCUCUCUCCCGGAAACGUGCGCGUGCAAGCAGUCGACAAACGUCAUGGCGGCCAGACGCCUCUAUAUGGCUACCCGUACGUGGGGUGCCUGGGAUCCCCGGGACCUCUCAGACCGCGUCGCCACUGGAAGAUUCUUGGUUCGAGCUUAUGCCAAGAAGCCAGUCAUGAAGGGAUUCAAGGGCGUCAAAGGCGCCAAAGGCGGUGUGGUUGGCGAGGCGCUGAAGGACCCAGAUGUGUGCACAGACCCUGUGCGCCUCACCACACACGCCAUGGGCGUCAACAUCUACAAGGAGGGCCAGGAUGUGGUCCUGAAGCCGGAUGCUGAGUACCCAGACUGGCUGUUCCAGAUGAACGUGGGCCCCCCCAAGAAGCUGGAGGAGCUGGACCCCGACACCCGCGAGUACUGGCGACUGCUUCGGAAACACAACAUCUGGCGGGAAAACCGGCUGAACAAGAACAGGAAGUUCUAAUGGGCCAGGAGGGCGCGGUGUCCCCUUGCUCCCCAAGGACUCUUUUCAGGGAGAAAAUGGACUUUGCCAGGACCGAAGGAGGCCCCAGCAUGGGGGUGGUGGCCCUGUAGUGAGGCUAGAGCAGCCCCGGGCCAGUAAGGACAUCUAGGCUGGGUGCAGGCUGCACUUCUGAGGCCGAGGCAGGCGCAGGGUGAGUUCAAGCCCAGCCUGUGCAGUUUAGCAGCUUAGUGAGAGCCUGUUGCCCUGUCUCAGAUAUAAAAGGGUCAGGGCCAGGGAUAUAGCUCAGUGGCACAAGCACCUGCCUGGCAAGUGCAAGGUCAUGAGUUCGAUUCCUGGUACCAAAAAUUAAAAAACGAAAGGGACCUUGGUUCCACCCUCAGUGCCACAAUAAAAAGAAAAGAGACGAGACAAGCUCUCUCGGCAGCCCUGGCGCACCUUGGCAGCGUCGGACGUUGGGCCAGCAGUGGGGAGCCCACCCCUCCAGCCUGUGGAUCCUGGCCUGCACCUGAGUCCAGGCUGCCCCCUGGGAUUGCCUAGCCCAGCCCGGGAGUCGAGGAGGCCCAAGGUAAGCUGGUGUCUGUGGCAGGUGGCUCAGACCUGACGCAGCUGUCGGAGCUGGUGUCACAGGCACGGCUGGGUCCAGGUGCUUCAGGAUUCGGAUCUGUGGCUAUCGAGCCUGGGACCUUUUGGCCCCCAGUGGGUGGUGCUCUCGGGCAGGGGUGGCCUCAGGACUCCGGGCCAACACCCUCACCCUGCUCAGCAAGCAGAGCCGAGGAGGAAGUGCCCCUUCCUUCUUUCUGGCUAGGGCUGCAGGGGCCUCAUGCGCCCAGGGAGCUGGCCCUGCCCCCCAGCCCUCUCUGGGCCACCCUGUCGUCUUGUCCUAGGGGCCAGGCCCAAGCCCGUGGGUUGGAGGUGCCCAGUUAGGAAGGAGGGGCCCUCGUGGGAGGUGCCGUGCUGCAGACUUUACCAGUGUCCUCCCCCUCUGGGGCCCUCAGUCCUCGUCGGCAAGUCAGGCUAAUGGUCCCAUCCCAGGGAAGUGGUGGCAACCUAGGGAACCGUGCUGUGGCCUACACUGAUGGCCCAGCCUUCUCACCAUUCCCAGAGCAGUCAGGUAAAAACCAGUGUGACCAGGGACACAGCCCUGCCUGCCCUGUCCCGUCCUGUCAUCUCCCACUGCUCCAGCAACAAAGGAAUUGCUGGCCUGACUCACUCCUGCCCCAGGACCUUUGCAUGGCUGCAAAUGGCGGCUGCAGCGCCCUCCCCCCUGCACCCUCGCGGCGUCUGCCGUCACCCCUCUUGGUGUCUGCUGUCCUGACACCCACCCUGGUCGUGCUGCAGCCCUGGCCACACCAUCACCCUGCUUGUUUUUUUCUAACACUCAGCACUGACGUUCUGAUCUUC